Messenger RNA from Corvus hawaiiensis (hawaiian crow), 2928 nucleotides. It is a transcript of the gene TMEFF1, whose product is annotated as transmembrane protein with EGF like and two follistatin like domains 1. Gene Ontology annotation, molecular function: protein binding. The transcript has 10 exons. The record is from RefSeq and is a predicted model, not a curated record. The coding region runs from base 599 to 1786 and encodes 395 amino acids. Lineage: Eukaryota; Metazoa; Chordata; Aves; Passeriformes; Corvidae.
UCCUCGACGCGCCCGGGGACCCUCUCUGCUCCAUUCACCCAUCGGUGCUAUCCCCGCACGCCUGUCGCCUGUGCCCGCUACCGCCCCGGCGCCGCCCCGGGACCCCGCACCCGCUCCCUGCGGGGGCGGCCCCGCCGUGAGGGCGGGCGCUGCCGCCGCCGCUCGCCCUGCCCGCCGAGCGAGGAGAAGCCCCUCACCUCCCCUCUGGUCCCGGGGGAGGGGGCUGCCAUCACGUGUGCUUCCUCCCCCUUCUCUCUCUCUCGCUCUCUCUCUCCCUCCUCCUCCUCCCCCUCCGCGGCGGCGGCGGCGGCAGCAGCAGCCUCUCGGCUCCGCUCCCUUUGUUGCAGGCGGAGCGGCGGCGCUGCCGGGCGCCGCGCACAAAGGAGCGCGGCCGGGGCGAGGCGGCACCGCGGGCGGACGGACGCGGACCGAGCGCGGCACCGGCGGGGACAGCCCUGCCCGCGCCCGGGCGGCGGCGGCGGCGGCGGCGGCGGCGGCGGCGGGUCCGUGCGGCCGCUGCGGCGGGGAUGCUGAAGGUGCGCUCCGGCGCGGCGGAGAAAGGAGGGUCCCGCCCGGGCGGCGCCGCGGGCUCCGGCUGAUGCUGCGGGCCUGCCGCCGCCAUCCCGCUGCCGCCGGCGCUGCUUCUCCGCCGCCCCUCGCCAUGCUGGGAGAGAGCCCGGCCGCCGCCCGGCCGCUCCUGCGGGCGGGACCCCCGCUGGCGCUCUGCUACACAUCGGCCCUCCUGGUGCUCGCCCUCUCCGCGCUGCCCGCCGGCCGCGCCUCUCACCCCUUGCCCGGCUCCGAGUGCCAGGGCGGGGGCAAGGGGAAAGGCAUCAACUGCUCAGAGUUAAAUGUAAGGGAAUCAGAUGUAAGAGUGUGUGAUGAAUCAUCAUGUAAAUAUGGAGGAGUGUGCAAGGAAGAGGGCGAUGGCUUGAAAUGUGCGUGUCAGUUCCAGUGUCACACAAACUAUAUUCCAGUUUGUGGAUCAAAUGGAGACACUUACCAAAAUGAAUGCUUCCUCAGGAGAGCUGCUUGCAAGCACCAGAAAGAGAUAACAAUGGUAUCAAGAGGACCUUGUUAUUCAGAUAAUGGCUCUGGGUCAGGAGAAGGAGAAUAUGAAGGAUCUGGGACAGAAGUUCAGAGAAAACACUCAAAAUGUGGAGUUUGCAAAUAUAGGGCUGAGUGUGAUGAAGAUGCAGAAAAUGUCGGGUGUGUAUGUAACAUAGACUGCAGUGGAUACAGUUUUAAUCCUGUAUGUGCUUCUGAUGGAAGUUCCUAUAACAAUCCAUGCUUUGUCAGAGAGGCGUCAUGUCUGAGGCAAGAGCAGAUUGACAUCAGGCAUCUUGGGCAUUGUUCAGAUGACACAAAUGCAGUCGGAAAGAAAGAUGAUGGCAUGCAGUAUCGGCCAGAAGUGAAAGACGCCAGUGAUCAAAGAGAAGACAUUUACAUCGGAAACCACAUACCUUGUUCAGAAAGCUUCAAUGGUUACUGUAUACAUGGAAAAUGUGAAUUCAUUUAUUCCACUCAGAAGGCUUCCUGCCGGUGUGAAUCAGGAUAUACUGGACAGCACUGUGAAAAGACAGACUUUAGUAUUCUUUAUGUUGUCCCAAGUAGACAAAAGCUUACGCAUGUCCUUAUUGCAGCAAUAAUUGGAGCUGUACAGAUUGCCAUUAUAGUUGCAAUUGUCAUGUGCAUAACAAGAAAAUGCCCCAAAAACAAUAGAGGACGUCGGCAGAAGCAAAACCUAGGCCAUUUUACUUCAGAUACAUCAUCCAGAAUGGUUUAACUUAGUGCUUUUUAUACCUACAUUGACCAUGUGAUGUACAUUUUUAUUAUAUCUUUUUUUAAAGAAUGGAAAUAUUUAUUUCAGAGGCCUUAUUUUUGAACAUUUUUAGUGUAACAAUGUUGGUCUGUAUUCUGAAAGCAUCAGCUCUAACAGCUAUGGACUGUUUUAGUAUCUUUACUUUUAUGUUUUUGAAUACAGUAGUUCAUUUUCUGUAUCUGUAUCACAUGGUUAUAUAAUAGACUUGUGCUUUAUCCAUGGAAUGUAAUAUUUUUGGAAACACAGAUUUAUUUCAACAAUGUUGUAGACUUAAAAAAGCCCCAACAAACCAACAAAAUAAGUCCACAUUACCUAACAAACAAGGCAUGAACUAAAGGUAAAAAUGUUUACAGCUUACUUUUCUUAUGAGGAAAUAGAAAACACUGUGUUUAAAUACCGUAGAUAUUUAAAUGUUUUUGGAAGUUAGUAACUGAUUUUCUAGACACUGCCUAUCGCAUGAACUGUGAAGCUGUGUGCUGUGUGUAGUUGUAACAUAUUUAUAAAAUAUGUGGGCUGGGUCUAAGCACUGCCAUCUACAUAAAUAAUUCCAACAAUUUAUUUUUAAAGAGGAAAAUUAUAAAUUUCAUAAUUUGGGAAGUUACCUGGUAGAACAGAUGGCACAGGUCCAAAAAAGUAGGUCUUAGUAGAUUUAGGUAUUGUAAAAAAAUUGGUGUUGAAUAAUUGAACACAAAUAAUUGGAAUAAAGCCUACUUUAUCACUGUUAAAACUGUUUUAAUACUUCUUAAACUUUUUUAAAGGAAAUACAUGUUUUAACACCUACAAUACAGAUUGUAUAGUGUUUGUGAUUAAAAUUUAAAAAAAAAUAAAAGUGAAUGAAUUACUAGUGCUCUUGUAUAGAGUAUUUUCAAGAGCUAAAGAAGUCCAUCCAAAUUAGUCUGCUGGUCAUAGUUAUAUUAAUAGACUGUUAGUUGUCGUUUGAAAGAUCCCAAGAUAAAGUGUGAAUAGGAUGUGUUCAGCUGUUUUAACAUGUAGUGUAGGCUUUCAGAAUUUUGCAUGUAGGAUUUAAUAAUUUGUUCAAUAAAAAAAAAAAUGCUUUCAACAUUUUGAACUGGAAAAGCAUGUCACAAUACAACAUUUUCACUAUA